This is a messenger RNA of Anopheles coustani, 1260 nucleotides long. RefSeq names its product probable methyltransferase-like protein 15 homolog. Lineage: Eukaryota; Metazoa; Arthropoda; Insecta; Diptera; Culicidae. The transcript has a single exon. The coding region runs from base 1 to 1134 and encodes 377 amino acids. The record is from RefSeq and is a predicted model, not a curated record. Gene Ontology annotation, biological process: rRNA base methylation. Gene Ontology annotation, molecular function: rRNA (cytosine-N4-)-methyltransferase activity.
AUGCUUAGGCUGUCAUUGUGCCGAACACGAUCGGCUUUAGUUAGUAAGAUAGAUUUAGAAAGAUGUUAUUCGAGUGGUAGAUCGAAAGCAACCCGGCAAAAACAGCUGGCACCCCAUCUCCCGGUGAUGACCACGGAGACGAUUCAGUUUCUAGAGCCAAAGAAAGAUGAAGUGUUUAUCGAUAUGACGUUUGGCGCUGGUGGGCACACACGCGCCCUCCUCGAGGCGUCCCCUGGCGUGACCGUGGUUGCCCUGGACCGUGAUCCUCAUGCGCACCAGUUAGCGUGUACCAUGGCGGAAGAGUACCCCGGCCGCCUCAUCCCGGUGUUGGGUAGGUUCUCCGAGCUACCCUCGCUCUUACGUACCCUCGACGGGUACGACCGGCAGCGAUUCUUCAACGGCAUUCUGUUCGAUUUCGGCUGCUCGUCAAUGCAGUUCGAUGAAGCUUCUCGGGGCUUUUCGAUCGCGCACGACAGUCCGCUCGACAUGCGCAUGGACAAGGAUCGCUGCCCGGAGCAACUGUCGGCCGCGGAAGUGCUCGCCCGAAUCCAAGAGCAGGACCUCGCCCGCAUUCUUAAGGUGUACGGUGAGGAGAAACAGUCGAAAAAGAUCGCCCGUGCCAUCGUCAACGCACGGCUCACGGUGAAGCGCAUCGAAACGACGGCGGAACUGGCCAGCAUUGUAGCGCACUGUCUCAGCCAAGGUGAGCCUGGCCCGGCCGCUUUCGAGUACCGGCAAGAUAAACUACGCCGACCGGCCCACGUGGCCACGAAAACGUUCCAAGCGCUACGCAUCUUCGUCAACAACGAGCUGAACGAGAUCAACUACGGGAUGGUGCUGGCGAAACAUCUACUCCGGACCGGCGGAAAGCUCGUCACAAUCGCAUUUCAUUCGCUCGAGGACACGAUCGUCAAGCGGCACCUCACGGGACACGUUGUAGACGACGUGGCCAGCCGGGUGCCACUGCAGCUCAUUAGUCAUACGCUGGCGCACGAAACCGACACGAUGCAGGAGGUGAUGAAACCGAACUGGAGGCAAAUGACCAAGCACGUGGUCGUUCCAUCGGAUGACGAGGUGGCCGAAAACCCAAGAAGUCGAUCGGCUAAGCUAAGAGCGGCGGUACGGUUGAGUUGAGCUCCAAAACGCAUACCCUCCAGUUUGUGUACUAUAAAAGAGAGAUUUAGUAGUAGAGCUUUUAAAUUAAUUAAAAGCAAAUAAAUAAUGUAAAAACAUUAAAAAUGUAAUCCAACUAACAAUCAA